Molecule: messenger RNA, 3829 nt
Organism: Cornus florida
Lineage: Eukaryota; Viridiplantae; Streptophyta; Magnoliopsida; Cornales; Cornaceae
Exons: 14
Coding region: 20-3343 (1107 amino acids)
Molecular function (GO): glycosyltransferase activity
Source: RefSeq, a predicted model, not a curated record
CAAAAAUAAAACUUGAACUAUGAACAAAUCGAAGUCUGAAGAGAGGCAUUCACAUUUCAUUCAUGUCAAUACCAACUCAUCACAUUCUUCAAUCCCCACGCAUUCAAAUCCUCUAUCCGACUCGUCACAUCCUCCAAACUCAACUCACCGAUUCCACCAAGAGAUGGUCCGCAACUCAGUGAAUCCAGACCACCACGUCUCCAACGGCGACGACAAUGCCAGCUCCGGCGGCGGCAUUGGUGGCCUCGGGUUCCGCUCGAUUCGCGACCGUUUCCGCUUCAAGCGAAACCCUAAAACUAACCACGCCGCCCUGAACGACGGCAGGGACCGAGGCAAGGCGGCGUUGUUGUCGGAUCGGCAGUGGCGCGCCGGCCGAUCUCACUACCACCACACUCGAUCCACAGCUCGGAGGAUUUUGUCGUUUCCAUUCAGAGGCCGGUCGUUGUUCUACUUCUGUAUAUUCUUUGCCGUGUUUGUGUUCGCGUUGGCGUCGAUGGUGUUGCAGAGCUCGAUCACGUCGUUGUUUCGGCCCGGGAGUGAGAGGGGGAAGUUGCUGCGGGAGGGUUUGAAGUUCGGGAGUUCAUUGAAGUUCGUGCCGGGGAGGACGGGCUGGCAGCGGCUAUCGGAGCGAGGUGGUCUCGAUCGGUUGCGGAGGGAGCCGAGAGUCGGUGUUCGAUCACCGAGACUUGGACUUAUCUUAGGAAACAUGAAGAAAGAUCCCCCAUCAUUAAUGCUGUCUACUGUGAUGAAGAAUCUUCAAGGACUUGGCUAUGUGCUUAAGAUUUACGCAAUGGAGGAUGGUGAAGCGCGUUCUAUGUGGGAGAAAAUAGGUGGUCGAAUCUCACUCCUAAAUUCUGAGAGAUAUGGCCAUAUUGAUUGGUCAAUUUUUGAAGGUAUCAUUGUAAACUCUCUUGAAGCAAAAUUUGCCUUGUCAAGCCUUAUGCAGGAGCCAUUUUGUUCUGUACCACUUAUAUGGAUAAUUCAUGAAGAUACCCUUGCAAAUCGUCUUCCAGUUUAUGAGGACAUGGGCUGGGAACACCUUGUUUCUUACUGGAAAAAUGCUUUUAGCAGGGCUGACGUGGUUGUGUUUCCAGAUUUUUCUCUACCGAUGUUAUAUAGUGUGCUUGACACUGGAAACUUCUUUGUGAUUCCUGGAUCGCCAAUAGAUGUUUGGGCAGCAGAAAGCUAUAGUAACACCCACUCCAAAUCUCAAUUAAGAAAGGACAAUGGGUUCAGUGAAGAUGAUAUGCUGGUUCUUGUUGUUGGAAGUUUGUUCUUCUACAAUGAACUAUCAUGGGACUAUGCGGUGGCAAUGCAUGACAUAGGACCUCUACUAAUCAAAUAUGCAAGGGGAGAAGAUGCUGGAGGGUCAUUCAAAUUCAUCUUUCUGUGCGGAAACUCCACUGAUGAAUACAAUGAUGCUUUACAGGAAAUUGCUACUCAUCUAGGACUUGAUCGUGGUUCUCUUAGGCACUAUGGCAUGAAUGGUGAUGUAAACGGAUUAUUAUUAAUGGCUGACAUUGUUCUAUAUGGUUCCUCCCAAGAUGAGCAGGGAUUUCCACCAAUACUUACACGAGCCUUGUCAUUUGGAAUCCCUGUCAUUGCACCUGAUUUUCCUGUCAUAAAAAAAUAUGUUGUUGAUGGAGUCCAUGGGAUAGUUUUUCCUAAGCACAAUCCUGAUGCAUUGAUGAGAUCUUUUUCACUUUUGAUAUCAAACGGGAAGCUCUCUAAAUUUGCUCAUUCUGUUGCUUCCUCUGGGAGGCUGCUUGCUAAGAACACAUUGGCAUCUGAAUGCAUUGUUGGUUAUGCAAUACUUCUGGAAAAUGUUCUCACUUUCCCAUCAGAUUCACUGUUGCCAGGCCAGGUUUCUCAGAUCAAACAGGCUGCAUGGGAGUGGGAUUUGUUCAGGAGGGAAAUGGAACAGAGAACUGGUGACAUGGAAAAUAUGAAUCAGAAGGAUACUCAUGCAAGAAAAUCUAGUGUUGUUUAUUCUAUUGAAGAAGAUUUGAUUCACCUGGUUGAUUCAAAGAAUAUCUCUCAGAAUGAAUCUGAGAUUCUGGCACUGGAUAUUCCGACUGAGCUAGAUUGGGAUAUUUUGAAGGAAAUGGAAAGUUCUGAAGAGGUCGAGAGGCUAGAAAUGGAAGAGAUUGAUGAAAGAAUGGAGAGAGAUACUGGUGUAUGGGAUGACUUAUAUCGUAGUGCCCGAAAAGCUGAAAAACUUAAGUUUGAAGUAAAUGAAAGGGAUGAAGGAGAGCUAGAAAGAACAGGCCAGCCAUUAUGCAUUUAUGAGAUCUACAAUGGAGCUGGGGCCUGGCCAUUUUUACACCAUGGUUCUUUGUACCGUGGGUUAAGUCUUUCUAGGAGAGCACGAAGAUUGAAAUCAGAUGAUGUGGAUGCAGUUGGACGGCUUCCUUUGUUGAAUGACACAUACUAUCGGGAUAUCCUCUGUGAGAUUGGAGGUUUGUUUUCUGUUGCAAAUAGCCUGGAUAACAUUCACAAGCGACCUUGGAUUGGGUUUCAGUCAUGGCGUGCUGCUGGCAGGAAGGUUUCCUUGUCUACCAAAGCUGAAGGGGUUCUGGAAGACACAAUACAAGGGGCAACUAAGGGAGAUGUAAUAUACUUUUGGGCUCCCUUGAACAUGGAUGGGGGACUUACAGGAAGCAGUGAUGUACUUACUUUUUGGUCCAUGUGUGACAUCUUAAAUGGGGGAAACUGCAGAACUGCCUUUGAAAAUGCCUUCCGUCAGAUGUAUUCAUUGCCAAUACAUAUUGAAGCUCUUCCCCCCAUGCCUGAAGAUGGCGGUCGCUGGUCUGCCCUGCAUAGCUGGGUUAUGCCAACCCCUUCCUUUCUAGAGUUUGUAAUGUUUUCCAGGAUGUUUGCUGAUUCUCUCAAUGGAUUGCAUACCAAUUCAAGCCAAAUUUCUACUUGUUUGUUGGGUUCCUCAAAGAUUGAGAAAAAGCACUGUUACUGCCGGAUUUUGGAACUCUUGGUCAAUGUUUGGGCCUAUCAUAGUGCGCGGAAGAUGGUUUACAUUGACCCAGUCUCAGGUUCAUUAGAAGAGCAGCACCCUAUUGAACAGCGGCAGGGAUAUAUAUGGGCUAAGUACUUCAAUUUUACUCUCUUGAAGAGCAUGGACGAAGAUUUAGCAGAAGCUGCAGAUGACGAUGAUCAUCCAAGCGAGAUGUGGUUGUGGCCUUUGACAGGGGAAGUAUAUUGGCAGGGUAUAUACGAAAGAGAGAGGGAAGAAAGAUAUAGAUUAAAGAUGGACAAGAAGAGGAAAACAAGAGAGAGAUUAUUUGAAAGGCUGACCAAAGGAUAUAAGCAGAAGAAACUUGGAGGAUAGGAAGCCGCCCAAAAUGUUCGAUUGUAAUAAUCACGAAAGGCCUAACACAGAUAACCAAUUUUUUUGUUCUCUACUCCAGGAAAUGAAAGAGGACUGGUAAAGUUUGAGCUCAAUUCUUUCACACUGACAAAAGGCGUAAUCAUAUUCUUCUCAUUUGACUGGAAAGGGAGUGGGCACGAGGCAUAGCUGCAGCACGCUAGCUAGCAAUUUUAGUUCUCGCUAGCGUCUCUGAAGUCCCUUUUACUCCCAUCAAUUGAAACGGAUAAAUAGGAUGUCAGGUUUUUGAGGUGCGACCAGUUUUAGUUGAAAUUCUGUCACAUAAUUCAAAAUGUCCGUCGAGUAGCUAAACAUGUAUUAUUUCAUUGAUCUAUAUUCUUGUUCUUGCACGGUUCCUCUUUUUUAUUUUCGGAGAAGUUUACUUUUGGAUCCAUGAUACAUGAUCAAUCUUGUUAAAUAACAAAGCAAUAUAUACAGAAUUUUUGACCC